AACUACACAUUUUUCUGUCAGUUUUCAAUAUAAUUUCGACUUAUUUACAAACAUUUUUCUAUCCGUUGUGCAAGCCCGAAAUUACCCUGUGGAAGAAGGCGUUGCGGUUUCGCGAGGACGCUGACGCACCGUUUCCUGCACGCAUGCGAGCGUGGCGUGGCGCGGCGUGGAGCUGGAUGGCGGAGGCCUCGCCUCGCAGCUGCUCUCUCACAGAAACUGAAAGUACCUGUGCCGAGCCCGAAUCUCGUCCGACACAGAGUGAAAUGAAACAUCACUGUUUCGAUACAAUUAGUCAGUUCCAAGCACCAGUGGACUGAAACAGCCUUAUUUUAAAACAACGAUACAGUUUCUGUGUCUGGCUCAAGAUCGAAUCUGGUCCUUUUAUCCGAGACAGGGGCGGAAUGAAACACCACUGUUUCGAAACAGUGUACCACAGCCGUUCCGAAACACUGAAACAGUUCCACGUAUCGAUACACUGUAUCGAAACAUAGAAACAGUGGCCAAGUCUAUUCUAUACAGACUUUCCAUGCCGCAUCGCUACCGACUGCAUCGACUCCUGCCGUGUACACGGGUUGAACGACGGGGAAUGGAACUUGGGAACGCUGCCAAAUGAUCAUCUGAGGGACAGUAUUCUUACCCCUUUAAUGCACGCUGUUCGGCGCAUCACAAGAGCCAUAAUCGUCAGGAGAUGGUGCUACUACCGACGACAAAUUAAGUUUUCUGUCCGACACUUGAACAAAAUUGAUGAGGAGUGGCAGCUGGAAGACAGAAGCAAUGCUACGCUCUACGUGGACACUGGCUGCGUGCAGCUGUUGGUUAACGCCCUGGACCAUCCCACGUGCCCACUGGAAGACCUGCCACCAGAGAGGAUCGAGCAGCGUGAUCAGUGCCGUGUGCAGCUUUGGGACGACAUGGUGCAGAGGGCACCGCACAUACCUGUGACCAGCUACCUGGCUUACACGCAGAGGGCAAACGUCAACCUCUGCCUCUUGGCCUGGAUGACUGUCAACUCACACAGCAUUUGUCAGGACGUCCCCUUUAGUAUGACGCAGUCCGUACACGAUGCUCGCUGCUAUUUCGAUAGCCCUGACGACCAGUCGUGUCUGGAAUCGAACGAUACAGAUGCCAUCUGCUCUGUUUUCAGAGCUCUUCUGUUGCUGAAAUGUCGCGAUUUUUCCUCGCAUAAGCCUCUAGAUGUGUGUGCCGUCAAACUUUACUCAGAUGGAUCGUACUCUACAGUGUUCAAUGUAACUUGGGGAAAAGGUAUCUACAAACGGUAUGGAAAGCCAACACAAAGGGCCCUGAACUACAAAUACGGUUUAAACAGCGCCACGUUGAAAUACAUGGAUUUUAAAAUUGACAACUUAAAACCAUUAGAAAUCUCAUUUAUAACAGUAAAUAUUCUUUUCCGCUUAUUGACUGCACGGGUAUAUAUAUACCUUCCCCAGUUACGUAAUUUACCUGGAAAGAUAUUCUUGUCCUUUCAGAUCACGGGUAUAAUCCAGAUUCUGUGCUCUGAGGUCGUGUAUCGUAUGGCAGGCGUCCCUGACUUAUCGACAGCAGUGCUGAUCGAUAGCGCCCUCACCCUUCUAAGCUCUUUCUGGCUAAACUCAUUCUGCUACCAAAUGUUCGCAUGCAUUCGUUAUCUCAGGCUCCCUAACGACCUGCUACGUGCUGAAGCAAGCCAGAUAUUCCGUCGUCAGGUGCUGUAUGCACUAAUAGCCUGGAGUACUGUAUGUGCAGCAUGUAUUGCUAUCGAAAAGACAAGUAAACAUUACCUGAUGUACAGUCGUAUAUUAUUCAUGCUGGGUAUUACACUGUCGAUAUCUUUCAAUUUCGUUUGUCUCGGACUGCUGGGAUACAUGUACCUAUGUACUCGUAAUUCCAUGAAGCAACUCAAAAUUUUUAGUGGCACUAAAUUUGCUUCAAAGAAAGAACUUCUUUUUAUGUCAGUGAAGGCUGUAAUCUUAAGUGGAGUAGGAAGAAUCAUUCGAACUGGGUUCCACCAGGCACAGGGCGUAGCUCAGUUUGCGUACUACGUACAUGUUGCUACAAUGGUGCAGGGACCAGUGCUAUUCGUUUGCUUCGUUUGUAACGGAACAACACUCCCUCUUUUCAAGAACAUGAUACUGUCGUGGUGGGACCCAGAGAUCGUCUGUCACGGGCGAGAGCUCUGCUCCGCAGCGGAAAGAAAUCUGGCGAAGACCCUCUAUGAACAGACUUUGGCUGCAGAAUACUCGUUGUAAUCUUCAUAAGGAUCCUUUUAGCGGACUACCUACAUUGUAGACCAUAGUAGCGUCUGUGACUAGUUAUAAAAAUAGAAUCUACUUCAUGAGAUUACAUUAACUGCGGCCGAUAUCGCAGUCAGUACUUCAACUUACUAAUGUGUACUUCGUUUAUAAUUUUGUGCUUGUUUGUACAUGUUAGUAUAUUUAUAUGCAUUUUAAUGCAAUGACAUUAAAUAAUUACUUACUAAUUUGCAUGAAAAUAAGAGGAAAAAUCUUGCCCUACUUCCUCUGCCCAAUCAUAUAAUGAAGCAUUAAAUGAGGUAUAAAAUUUAAAUAACGCAAACUUUUUUAUGUCUAACGUUUGUCAAAGGUGAAAGUAAUGAAAGAACUUGCUGUUCACUAUACGUUAUUAUAACCACUGUUCUAUAAAGUUGAGGCAAAGCAGUGAACUCUUAAAAUUCAUUUACAGUAAACUUUGUCCUUUCGCAUGAUCAUUCGAAACUUUUGACAGACAUCAGUAUUUAUCUGAUGUUUAAAACUGCAUAGCCACUUUGUACAUAAAUAAUUGCACAGUCGUGCCACUAUUUGUAUCUCACACCAAGUGUAACAACGAGCUAUUGAAUACGGGACUGGUGCAAGGAAUUACUUUUUUCUGGAACUUUUGCGUGACUUUCACUUCUGAAAACGCUUCGUGCACCUGAAAAUUGUAAUACUGUAUCACAUUCAACUCGAAGUUCGGACAUAAUUCGUAGUUGUGCCUUUAUUUAUCUAUGUAGUUAGUUAAUUUAGAUUAUUCAUAUUAUCCGAAAUAAAGAUAAUUUAUAUAAGUGCGUAGACGUUGAAUUGAGUGAUCAGAGGUAAAGGGCUACAAGUGACAAAUCCCACAAAAAUUAGGUAAGUUCACCUAGAGUAUGGUAAGGCACGUCAAACUGUCGUGUCAAAGGGAUACAAGUGAAACAGUAUUCAUUCUUAAUAUGUUUCACUGUCAUAAGCCACAA
Molecule: messenger RNA, 3226 nt
Organism: Schistocerca nitens (vagrant locust)
Lineage: Eukaryota; Metazoa; Arthropoda; Insecta; Orthoptera; Acrididae
Exons: 4
Coding region: 645-2246 (533 amino acids)
Source: RefSeq, a predicted model, not a curated record